AUGGUGUCCAGGUUAUUGGACUAUUCCGAGGGAGGUCCCAACGACCCACGCACCACCUUCAACGACUUGCGCAAAUGGCUUACGGCUGUCAAGGAGGAACUUUCCCCUUGGGGUUGGCAGGCCUACGACGCAGAGUUCCGAGAGCGAAUGCAGGCUGAAAAAAAGCUGUACGCCAUGAACGGCCUGCCCAACAGCGGUGCGCAACCGCAGGAUGGUGUCAUCCAGGGAACCCCAUUGUGGCAAGAAAGGCUCGACCAGAUGUUGCUCGUAGAGCACUUAAAGAGGAAGGUCAUGGUAGCUCACACAGCGUUCACCGAAGCCACGGAUUUGUUGCUGAAAUCGCACGCGUGGUUGGUGAAGGAUUCGCUACUGGCUGACAAAUUCGCUGAAUGCAUCUCACGGGUGCCGCCGAGUCAGCAUGACAGAAUCGAUUUGCUACAGGUCGCGCUGAAAAACUCGCGCGAGGAGACCAAGGCUGCCAAAGCCGAGUUCCACGAGUACAAGGUCCGGCAGCAGAUCCAGCGCCAGGAAUACUUGGUGCGCACCAUCAACAAUCAGUCCUACGCAAUCCGGCAGAAGACGAAGGAUGACGUGCUCGUCUCUUGGCGGUAUCAUUGCGAACGUUCUCGUGCAGUUGAGCUUGAAGGCCGCAAUGAUGUUCUGGUCACACGUGUCAACGACCUGGAGGCCAAGAUGGUGGCGACUCAGGAAGAUCUGGAAGAAGCGGCGCGGCAGUGGGAGGAGCAGCGAACCGCUCUCGAAGCGGAUCGCGAUGAGUACAAGCGCCUCUACGAGAAGUUCUUGGCGGCUCAUGAGCGUGCCAUGGCGGAUCUAGAGGAGUCACAGGGCACGGCGGAGGACCAGGCCAAGAAGCUGCAGGUUCUGACCCUGGAGAAACACCGUCUCACAGAUAAGGUGGAGGAGCUGGAAGAUGACAAGCGCCGAAUGUCCAAGCAGCUGGCAGAACUACGUGAUGAGGUGGCCAAGCUGAAGGCGGAGCUUCGCAGGCUGGGUGCUCAGCUACGCGAGGGAGAGGUGGCUCUGCUCCUGGCACGCUCGGAUGCGCAGCAGCUCCGGGCAGAUGCCCGCGGUCUUGAGGAUGUGGUGCCUCUGGAAAGCGAUGGCCCAGCCCGACCAUCUCAGCGAAAGCUUCUCCAGGACAGCAGCCGAAGGGAGGCAGAGCUGCUGGACCAGCUGCUCGCGGCGGAGACGAUGGCUGACGCGCGGCAGAAGCGCCUGUUGGAGCUUGAGGGUCCUGGAAACGAGCCCGAUGCAGAGGAGGAGCCAGGCCCAGGCCUGGCACCGGCCUCUGAAAUAGGAGUCCUGCCAGCAGAGCGUCGUCUACGCAGACACGUCGAGAAAGAGCGUGAUGAGCUUCUCAUCUUUACCAAAGACCUGGACAUGGAGCUGGUGAAGGUUAAAGAGGAAUGCUAUCACACCGUCCGGGACAUUAAGCGGAAGUGUGCGGAGGAGCUGGAGGACUUCAAGACCACAGAGCUUGCCAAAGCAAAGGCCGAUUUCCAGUCGCAGGUUGAGGAGAUUACUCGCCAGCGUGACAUGCUGCAGAAAGAAGUCGAGUUGGGAGAGUCCGUGGCUCCUCACUUGCCGACCCUCAACCCGCUGGUCUCGCAGGACCCUUCCAAAAUUUGCGGCGUGUGUCGACGCACCAUCGUUUUUGAAGGUGCGCUAAAGGUGUAUCCCCAGAAGAAGUAG
Molecule: messenger RNA, 1713 nt
Organism: Symbiodinium natans
Lineage: Eukaryota; Dinophyceae; Suessiales; Symbiodiniaceae
Source: the annotation of a GenBank genome assembly